AUGGCGUCGUCUAAACUCGCAACUGUCGGCAUCCUCUCUGUUGGAGAUAUGGGUAUGGGGAUUGCCAAGCUGCUCGUGGCCAAGGGCUUCUCGGUCGCCACGAACGGGUCUGGCAGAAGCAAAGAGACGCUGGAAAGGGUGCAGGCCGCCAGCGUCACCAACCUGUCGUCCGACACGGACCUCGUCAAGGAAUGCGACGUGAUACUCUCCGUCGUGCCGCCUCGCGACGCCGAGGGCACCGCCCAGCGGAUUAUCGACGCCAUGCAGUUCGUUACCAAGGGGCAGCUGUACUUUGCCGACAUGAACGCGGUAGCGCCCAGCACCAUUAAGGCAAUGGCCAAGAACAUCAAUAGGGCUCAGGUGCCCAUCACCCUGAUCGAUGGCUCGAUCCUGGGAGGGCCGCCGAAGCCGAAAGAGACAGAUUCUACGCCCAGUGGUGGCACCAGCGCAUCGGCCGGCGGUGAUUGGGACAUGCCGCUCAUGCCAACAUCAGGCCCGGUUCAGAUCGCUGAGAUUCCCGGAUACGGGGCCAGGUUGGCUGAGACCCUGAAUGUGAAACACAUAUCGCCCGAUAUAGGCGCCAGCUCAGGGCUGAAGAUGUGCUACGCGUCGCUCUCGAAGGGCUACGCUGCCAUCGCGAUACAGUCCUUCACCACUGCACAGAGGAUGGGUGUGCUGGAACCGCUGCGCGAGGCGCUGCAGGAUACGGCGCCCGGGCGGGUGAAGCAGACGGAGAAUGCACUGACGGGGAUGCCGCCGAAAGCGUACAGGUGGGUGAGGGAGAUGGAGGAGAUUGCCAAGACGCAUGCUGAGGAGGGUGGUUUCGAGGACUACCUCUUCAAGGGGGCAGCUGGGGUCUUCCAGGCUGUCGCUCAGGAUACAGUCCUGGGGCAGGAGAAAGUUGGCCAGAGGAAGAGAGGGCGAACGGCAGAGGAUGUGGCUGCUGCGAUGGCGGAGGGCAUGGAAAAGAGGAGGAAAAAGAUGGACUGA
Messenger RNA from Diaporthe amygdali, 990 nucleotides. Its product is annotated as 6-phosphogluconate dehydrogenase. The coding region runs from base 1 to 990 and encodes 329 amino acids. The record is from RefSeq and is a predicted model, not a curated record. The transcript has a single exon. Gene Ontology annotation, molecular function: NADP binding; oxidoreductase activity, acting on the CH-OH group of donors, NAD or NADP as acceptor. Lineage: Eukaryota; Fungi; Ascomycota; Sordariomycetes; Diaporthales; Diaporthaceae.